Messenger RNA from Prunus armeniaca (apricot), 192 nucleotides. NCBI's taxonomy places the organism in Eukaryota, Viridiplantae, Streptophyta, Magnoliopsida, Rosales, Rosaceae. The record is from the annotation of a GenBank genome assembly.
AUGACUGCUAGAAUGCUUGCGGCAGCCAAAGGAAGGUGCUCUGAUGGUUGCAGGGGUGCUUGCAGCCACUCUGAGAAGUGGGUUCUCAUGGUUGCUGAGAGGCUUGCAGCAACCCAGAGAAGUUGGCUUAUCCUUGGGUCAUGGCUUCUAAUUUAUAAAAAGCAAGGGUUUUCCCUUAUUUCCAUUGGGUAG